UCAACGAUUUCACACGAAUGUCAUCCUUUUGACUUCCACGUAGUAGCAAUAAGGUUGGAAAGUUGGAAUGAAAAUAGUCGAGUCGAUUGGAUCUUAAAAUAUUUUUAAGCAACAUUUAUCAGUUGUGUUCGUCUUGACGUACAUUAUAAUUGUGUUUAAAUUAAAUUAUUUCUCAAUUAAAAAAAAGAACAAAAUUAUUUAUAUUUUCAUAAAUUUAGAUAUUUAUUAUUACCUCAAAUAUUAAAAAAAAAUAAUCAUGAAGUAUCUAAGUUUUAUACUACUUGCAUUACCGGUAUUCUUUGCUGUCACAAAUUUUGUAGGUUGUAAUGUGGCAUAUGCUCAGGAGGAUGCAAUUGAUGAAGAUAUUGUUGAUGAUGAAGAAGAUGCAAAUGUACUUACAGACACAGAUUCAAUGCAAGAUAGUCUAAGUACAGCUUCUGUUGAUGCUGAUACGACAAUAUUGUUCACAAAACCAACAACAAGUCAUUUAUCAUCAUUAGAAUUUCCUGGUGGACAAUUGGUUGAAUUUCUUGUUGGUUUUACAAACAAGGGUAAAACUGAUUUCAUAUUGGAAAAUUUAGAAACAUCAUUACGUUAUCCAAUGGAUUUUAAAUUUUACAUUCAAAAUUUUACAAAUCUUGUUGUUAACAAAGUUGUCAAACCAAAUCAUGAAACAACACUUCAAUACUCAUUUAUACCAUCUGAAACUUUUGCUGGACGUCCAUUUGGUCUUAACAUCAAUUUAAACUACAGAAAUGCUAAUGGAGAUUCAUUCAAUGAAGCAGUUUACAAUGAAACUGUACAAAUUGUUGAACUUGAUGAAGGAUUAGAUGGUGAAACAGUUUUUCUUUAUGUAUUCCUUGCUGCAUGUGUAAUUUUAACACUUGUCGGUGGUCAACAAUUACUCUCAUCAUUUGGCAAAAAAUCUCGUUCAUCAACAACAAGAAAACAAGUUGUUGAAAUUGGAACAUCAAAUCCAAACAAUGUUGAUUUUGACUGGUUACCAAAAGACAUGGUCAACAAACUCAACAAAUCACCAAAAGAACCCAAACAAAGUCCAAGACAAAGAAAAACAAAGUGAUCUGUUAGAUCAUUAUUGAAGUUAACUUCAAGUGAUUAAUUAAAUUUUACGUUGAAACUAAAACAUCAAAAACUGUUUCACAAAAAAAAAAAAAAAAGAAGAAAAAAAAUUAAUCAAGACUGUUGUUGAUGUAAAUUUGUCUGUACUCUUUUUUUUUUUUUUGUUUUUUUUUUCUAUAGAUUUGAAUGUAAAUUAAAUGUAAACUUGAAUAUUUUUUAAAAGAUUGUUUUUGAAAUAAUUUAUUGGCUUUUUUGUUGUUUUAAAAAGUCCAACCCAUUAGACAAAAUGUAUUUUUGAACAAACGUCACUAAAAGUGACUUAAAAAAGCCAGGUUUUUU
This is a messenger RNA of Aphidius gifuensis, 1419 nucleotides long. RefSeq names its product translocon-associated protein subunit alpha. Lineage: Eukaryota; Metazoa; Arthropoda; Insecta; Hymenoptera; Braconidae. Gene Ontology annotation, cellular component: endoplasmic reticulum membrane; endoplasmic reticulum. The transcript is spliced from 4 exons. The record is from RefSeq and is a predicted model, not a curated record. The coding region runs from base 257 to 1081 and encodes 274 amino acids.